UGCCACCAUACUACGCCGAUACCAACCGAUACUAUAAAUGCGCAUUAAAAUGGCGGGACGCUGUUUUUGUUGUGGUUUGCUACGACUGUGAGAAUAAUCUGCGCAUGGUUGAAUUUAACGCAAACUUUGCCGCACAUACAUAACGAUGUUACGAAAACCAAUACGAACGUACGAGAAAAAAAGGGGCAACUUCCCUUCUCAUCCUGCAAGCAGUAUGAAUACAAUUUUUCGUGAGGAAAUACCACCAGUUCCCGCAAAUAAAAAAUUGACAGAUGAGUUGAACUCCAACACCGAUGCGAGUCUUGAUUAUGACCCGUUUGAAACAACUUUCGAUCGACUAGCCAAGGAUAUAAUAGAGCAUCCAGUCCCUCAAGAUAUUACACCAGAUGAUGAUUAUAAGGACAGCAGUGAUGAUGCGGUAUCGACAAAAUCUAGUUUAUCCAAUGUCAGUGACGAUCCUCUUCUUAAAGAACCGCUUUCAGAUCUUAUGGCACAAUCUCAAGGCAAAAGAAUGAAGAAACUUCGUAACAAUAAGCGACAACAACUUGGUCCAGCAAAAACUAACGUAUCAUCAGGAGGCGUGACCAAAACUGUAAGACCACGAGUGAGAGCAAAACAAAAAACCAAGUUCAAAGACGAAAAUAUGGAGCCCAAUAUAGAGUUGUUUGAAACUCAAAAUAAUGAGGAAACAAAAGAAGAUGUUCGUAAAAAAAGAUCAUUUACGAAAUCAAAUAUUGUCAAUGAUGCCACAACUUCCGUCCACGUUUCGAUAAAACCUCAUAAAAUACCGAAGCAUACGAAAUCCUUCAAAAGAUGCUUCGUUAAUCUUGAACGUUUGGAUUUGCCUUUUGACAAUUCAUCAAAUUCUCAUAGCCAAAAGAAUGAUCAGACGAAAAAAAUCUGCUCAGAUAAUAAUAUCUCUGGAGGCAGUCAAGAUGUCGAUAAUUCUGAAUCGUCAAAAAACUCCCAGAAACGAAACAUAAAAUUGUCAAAAGAACUUGCUGUAUUGCUCUCGAAAGAGUUGCAUGCUGACAACCAGGGAUCUGUAGAUUCCGUGAAUUUUAGUAUAGACACUGUAAAAGAAACACACACAAAGCAUUUGGAAAGCUCUGUUGAGUCGUUGCUGAGUGAGCCUUUGAAUUAUAACGAGCAAUCAGUGGAUCCAAGUGAUUUUGGAGAGCCUUCGAAUCUAUCUGAGCUUCAGGAAAGUAAAGAAGAGGAACGAGUAACGAAAGUUGCUAAAAAAAAAAAGUUAGUUGUAACGGAUGAAGCGUUGAUGAUCAACAAGAAACUGGUCAAUUCCAUCCAUUCUGGGACAACCUCGGAGACUUCUGAACCAAAAAAAAAAAAGCGGAAACGAAAAAUGAAAGUUGUUAAAAAACCUGCUGCGCAAUCACUAAAGGAGGAUUCUACGGAUAAGGAGAAUUCGGUUGAUUCGAUAAGUAUUCAGGGAACGUUGGACGAUUAUAAUUCCCUCGAAGUGGGAAAGAAUCAAGGAGAAAAUAAAAAAGAAAAUAAUUCAAUUGUAUUGUUGCAACCGACCUCGGAGAGUAUAGAUUCAGUCGACUUCGAUGUAUCUUCAGAAAACAUGGAAUCUCUUGGUGUCCGGAAGAGCAAAAGAACGAAACUUUUCAAAAAACCUGUUGUAUCCUUAUCGAGAUUGAGCGUUCCCAAAAAAGUGGUGAGUCAUUUUUCCAGUAGUACACCGAUCGUUCCUAGGAUGCCAGCGGGUAAAUCGUCGCUGCGUUUAUCACCGAUUAAAAGCAGCUUGAACGAGGAUUCAGAAGAGCCUUCUGACUGGGAGGCUCGAGGUUCAGCCCCAAAAUCUAAUGUUAAAAUGGCUGAUUCGCCUUUGACUAAAUCUGCAAGUCCUCUGGCCAUAACAUCGAACAAAGGUAGCAAUUCGGUAUUGGGCAACCGUCGUCCUAUAAUUUUGAGUGCGACACCUGAUCCUGACCCUUCGACAGUGAUGUUCAAUGAUACGGAAGUUUCAGAAGCUGUUGCAUUGAAAUCCGGCAGUUCCUCUAGAAUUGGUCUAGACAGCCCAUCGAUAUCAUUUGCAAUGAAACAUCUCGUUUCCGACAAAACCGAUGAAUCUUUCUGUUUUUCGAGCAAUGUUUCUUCUCGCACAUCAUCAGUUCGCAACGAGAAUAGCAUAAGAACCUCAACCAACGAUCCUUCCAUGGAUUGUAUUGACGAACAAGCAAAUACUUCGAAGGAACCAAGCCUUGGUGAUAAAUCUCAAGAUAGCGACGACGAUUGGACGACGAUUUCAGGAUCAUUGAAUACCUCAAGCGAUAAAAGCCUCUCUGGAACCCACAAAAAUUUUGAACAGUUAAGCUCCGGGGAAAAUAGUUCCUGUGCUGACAUGACAGAGUUCAUAGAGGCCAACGAAACUCCAAACGGCCAAACUGUAUCAUAUGAUAACGAAUCCUUCACCGAAGUUUCUCAACUUUCUGUAGCAGAAACGACAAAUACUUCGGAAAAAAUGAGUCACAAGGAUCAACAAAAAGAUCAUCGAGCUCUUCAAGCAGUCGUUCUGCUGCCUCGUUUGACGAGAAGCAAAAUCAGCAAAAUGCAGAACCCUCGUAACUCUCUCGAAGAAAAAGUAGCGGGAUCGAUGGAAUCUUCGGCUCGAGUUGAGAAGCCAGAAAAUUCAGUGGUUAGCGAUAGCAUCGCGGACUUGACAAUUGUCAGCGAAGCGCCGUCCGAAAAAUCGAAACCUGAACCACUGAAUGACUUGGAUGAAUCACCCUUUGAAAUGGAAAGUUUGACGAUCGACUACAGCAGCGAAAAUGAGACUGAAAAAUCAUUGGGACGCGAAACUCCUGGCGAAAAUUCAAACGUUUCCUCGAGGCUGUCGAUUUCGAAUCAAGAACUUUCCGUGCAGAGUCCGACGAAUGCUUCAUCAAAGGAGAGGAAUGAAGAUAAUUCUAAGGAAUUAUCAAGAGAGGAAGAAAAAACAGAAGCUCUGGAAUCGAAAGAUCGAAGUGGAGAUGAAGGCGUACAAAAAACGAGUGAAAAUAAUACGUCGCUCAACGACGAAGCAUCAAUGCAGCCGGUCGUUUUACUAUCUCGAUUGAAUGAUUCUUCCAGAAUUACAAGAAGACGAAAUAAAUAUUGCAAUUGGAACUUGAAUUUGAGCGCGAUAUCGGAGAUAAAGAUCGAAAAUAAUCCGACAGAGGAAUCUGUAAUUGAAGAAGUCGUGAGUGCGCCAAAAGUACACAACAUUCGAGAAAAACUUUCGCAAGCAACGACAGUCAGUGUGAGAAGCGAAAAUUCACAAACGCUCCAUGAAAUCUCACACCAAACUAAUGAAUCCUACAAUAUGUCGCUUGCACUGAAUCACCAGGAUGGAUCCUUAAAAGAAGACAAAGUCGUUUAUCUGAAACCUAGCAAAUCAUGGGCAAGAUCCUUGUCGAUUUUGAAUCACGUUCACAGUCAAGAUGAUCUGGAAUUUCUUGCUGUCGGGAAAGGCAAAAAAUGGAGACAGAGCGUUCAAAAUAUUUUGGAAAUGCAACAACAAGGACUUAUUCAAAGUUGCAUCAAGAAAAAUGAGGACAGCAAGGAAUUACCCUUGUUUACCGGAUUACGGAAUAGCACAGCAUGGAUCCCAGGGUCCAGUCAACCCGACACAAGCCGCUUAUUCGGUAUCUCGAGCCCUGGACGGUUUAUCCGUCGCGUUUCGAUCCGCGUCGUGCCCGACUGUAAGAGUUUUGACCACAUUAAAGACACUUCGUUCCUCGAAGCAUACGGCAUCAACCCGGUUGAAAAUAAACAAACGACAACGCAGAGGAGUUCGUUGAUAGAUAAACGAAUAAAUCUUGAUGUCAUUCCAAAAACUCUCUGCAGCACAAAACCUCGAGACGUUGUUCUUGCCCAGUGUGGACAAAAAUCAAGUCUGCCUUUUGAAGAAUGUUAUCCACAGUCGUUCCUUGAAAACUGCCGAAAAAUUGGUGAAGGGGUUUACGGCGAGGUGUUCCUGUACAGCAAAGAUGGAGAAAAGAACGUCAUAAAAAUUAUUCCUAUCGAGGGUGACAUGAUAAUAAACAGUGAACGACAAAAAAAGUUUGAUGAAAUUCUUUCGGAAAUUGUUAUCGCCAAAGAACUUCACAAUCUGAGGUUUGCUAACAAAUCCAAUACAAACUGUUUCGUUGAAGUAAAGAAAAUAAGAUGCGUUAAGGGAAAAUAUCCGAAGACCCUUAUCGACUUGUGGAAAACUUUCGACGAAGAGAUCAAUUCUGAAAAUGAUUGUCCAUCAAUUUUCGAAGAAAAUCAACUGUACAUAGUUCUGGAGUUGGGCCACGGUGGUGAAGAUCUCGAAGCUUACGUCUUUCAAAAUUCAACAGAGGCGUGUGCUCUUUUUAUUCAGACCGCUUUGGCACUCGCUGUUGCUGAGGAGACUCUAGAGUUCGAGCAUCGUGAUCUUCACUGGGGAAAUUUGCUAAUAUCACGAACCGACGAACCCCAAAUUGAUUUCAAACUUGACAAUAAACCGUUUAGUGUAUCAAGCAAAGGUGUUAAAGUUUCGGUGAUUGAUUUCACUUUAUCACGAAUGUCUUAUCAAGGAUGCAGCAUUUUCAACGACCUCUCUAUGGACGAAGAUUUGUUCGUGGCUCAGGGCGAAUAUCAGUUCGAAAUUUACAGGCUUAUGAGAUACAAAUUGGAAAAUAAUUGGCAACGAUUUGAGCCUUACACGAACAUUCUUUGGCUUCAUUACAUACUCGACAAGAUGAUAACAGCCGUAAGAUACCGAAGGAAGAAUACCAAAGUGCACAAAAAUGGAAUUUUGGAGCUUCAACUAUUGAAAGACAAGAUUCUCGACUUUGACAGUGCUGUAGAUUUCGUAACAAACUGUGAUAAAGUAAAACGACUGCAGGCAAGUCGCACAAGCCUUUCGACAGUUCGAUCUGCAACUUGAGACCUUCCCUUGACAGCAUUUAAUGUUUUGAAAUAUGACCACUUAUACUAGAAAAUUCAUAUCCAAACUUCAUAAAAAUAUAACUGAUCUAUUGAAACGUCUCCGAGUGUCAAGUCUGAUGCAGUAUUGCUUUAUAGUAAUGCGUAAUCACGACCUUGUUUUAUUGAAGAGUUUAACUAAAGAUAAUAAAUUUAUAUCACGUUUCUAAAAAAAA
Venturia canescens is the source of this 5135-nucleotide messenger RNA. RefSeq lists its product as uncharacterized. Lineage: Eukaryota; Metazoa; Arthropoda; Insecta; Hymenoptera; Ichneumonidae. The record is from RefSeq and is a predicted model, not a curated record. Gene Ontology annotation, biological process: protein phosphorylation; mitotic cell cycle; intracellular signal transduction. Gene Ontology annotation, cellular component: nucleus; cytoplasm. The transcript has 9 exons. Gene Ontology annotation, molecular function: ATP binding; histone H3T3 kinase activity. Bases 146 to 4921 code for a protein of 1591 amino acids.